This is a messenger RNA of Salvelinus namaycush (lake trout), 4200 nucleotides long. RefSeq names its product adenylate cyclase type 1-like. Gene Ontology annotation, molecular function: methyltransferase activity; 2-oxoglutarate-dependent dioxygenase activity; adenylate cyclase activity. Gene Ontology annotation, biological process: adenylate cyclase-activating G protein-coupled receptor signaling pathway; intracellular signal transduction; cAMP biosynthetic process. The transcript has 20 exons. The coding region runs from base 1 to 4200 and encodes 1399 amino acids. The record is from RefSeq and is a predicted model, not a curated record. Lineage: Eukaryota; Metazoa; Chordata; Actinopteri; Salmoniformes; Salmonidae.
AUGAAUGGCCCUGACAUGGAGGAAAUUCCGUUUCAGAAAGUCAAAACCCGGCGGAAGAAAAGCCAUUGUCCACCAGGCGUCCCUCUGACUACCAUCGCAUGCGAGGAUGAGUUCGACUGCAAGGAGCUGGAGUCUCUGUUCCAGAACUACAACCUAAAGCUGGAGCAGACGUCCACUCUCAAAGCCCUGGCAGUGCUCAUCGUCAUGGCAUCGACGCUGGCGGUGGUGGAGUUGCUGUCCGGCCCCAAUCUGACCAUCUCCAAGGGGUCCCAUCCGGUACACUGUAUCGUCUUCGUGUCCCUCUUCAUUGUCACCAAUGUCAAGUACCUUCAGGUGACCCAGCUCCAGCAGAUCGUCAACCUGACCUUGCUCUUCGGCUUCACCUUCUCGUUCCUCUGCUGUCCCUUCUCCCUCGGCGCGGUGGGGCUGGAGCCCCCGACCAACCCGGAGCAGGGCAUGUGGCAGCUCAUGCUGGUUACAUUCGUUGCCUACUCGCUCCUGCCGGUGCGGACUCUGUUAGUAGUAAUGUUUGGAAUAAUGAUUGCCAUCUCUCAUAUAAUUGUGACAGCCACCUCCGUGACAGUUGAGACGCAGAAAUUAUGGAGAACGCUGGUGGCCAACACAGUGCUGUUUACCAGUGUGAACCUCUCUGGAUUGUUUGUGCGCAUCCUGACUGAGCGAGCACAGAGGAAGGCUUUCCUACAGGCACGCAACUGCAUCGAGGAGAGGCUACGCAUGGAGGACGAGAAUGAGAAACAGGAGCGACUUCUGAUGAGUUUGUUGCCCAGGAACGUGGCGAUGGAGAUGAAAGAAGACUUCCUGAAGCCUCCUGAAAGGAUCUUCCACAAGAUCUACAUCCAACGCCAUGACAACGUCAGUAUCCUGUUUGCUGACAUUGUGGGGUUUACCAGCCUGGCGUCUCAGUGCACAGCCCAGGAGCUGGUCAAACUUCUCAAUGAGCUCUUUGGGAAGUUUGAUGAGCUGGCCACGGAGAACCAUUGUAGGCGUAUAAAGAUCCUGGGAGACUGUUACUACUGUGUGUCAGGUCUGACCCAGCCCAAGACUGACCAUGCCCACUGCUGUGUGGAGAUGGGCCUGGACAUGAUUGACACCAUCACAUCAGUAGCGGAGGCCACAGAGGUGAAUCUGAACAUGCGUGUGGGUCUCCACACGGGCCGGGUGCUGUGUGGGGUCCUGGGACUGAGGAAGUGGCAGUAUGACGUGUGGUCCAACGACGUCACACUGGCCAACGUGAUGGAGGCAGGGGGACUGCCUGGGAAGGUCCACAUCACCAAGGCGACCCUGGACUCCCUGAAUGGAGACUAUGAGGUAGAACCUGGCAACGGCCACGAGAGAAACGCCUUCCUCCUCAAACACCAGAUCGAGACCUUCUUCAUUGUACCAUCUCACCGACGGAAGAUAUUCCCAGGAUUGAUUCUAUCGGAUAUAAAGCCUGCCAAAAAGAUGAAGUUUAAGACGGUUUGCUACUUGCUUGUGCAGCUCAUGCACUGUAGGAAGAUGUUUAAGGCUGAGAUCCCCUUCUCAAAUGCCAUGAACUGUGAGGACGGUGACAAGCGGAGGGCCCUGCGGACGGCUCCAGAGAAGCUGCGGAACCGGACGUCGAUGUCGGCUAACGUGACCCAGGCCAGCCCGGGAACGCGGGUCAACCGCUACAUUGGUCGUCUAAUCGAGGCGAGGCAGACAGAGUCAGACACAGCUGACCUCAACUUCCUCACACUCAUGUAUAAGUGCUCUGAGCGCGAGCAGAGGUACCACCAGCUCCAUGAUGAGUACUUCACCAGCGCCGUGGUCCUCUCUCUAAUUCUAGCUGCCUUGUUCGGCCUUGUCUACCUUCUCAUCCUACCACAGGGAACAGUGGUCCUGGUCCUACUGGUCUUCUGCAUCUGUUUCCUAGUAGUUUGUAUCAUGUACCUGCAUGUCACAAAAUUACAGUGUUUUCCAGGCUGCCUCACCAUUCAGAUCCGUACCGUUCUGUGUGUUCUCAUAGUGCUCUUAAUCUAUGCUGUAGCCCAGGCCUGUGUGGUGGGCUGCAUACCAUGGCUGUGGGGCAGUGCCCACCACUCUAACAGUUCCAUUGUCAUCAUUGACACGAGCGACGGUGCCAACCGCACCAUGAUGGAGCUGCCGUGCGACGGCGUCCGCUACGCCUUCCUGUCGUGCAUUGUGGGCACGCUGACACUGGCGCUCUUCCUGCGCGUCUCCUGGAUGCCAAAGAUGGCCCUGUUGCUCCUGCUGGGGGUGCUGUAUGUCACCGUGCUGGAGCUCAGCGGAUUCAGACGCACCGCCGGACCCCAGUCUGUCAGGUUAGACAAUUUCACCUCCUCAAACCUGAACCUGAACACCGGUGUGCCACAGGGCUGCGUGCUGAGCCCCCUCCUGUACUCCCUCUUCACCUACGACUGCGUUCCUGUACACGGUUCCAACACCAUCAUCAAGUUCGCAGAUGACACCACGGUGGUAGGCCUGAUCAGUGACAAUGACGAGUCAGCCUACAGGGAGGAGGUCAAGCACCUGGCUGCAUGGUGCUCUGACAACAACCUGGUCCUCAAUGCAAAGAAAACCAAGGAGCUCAUUGUGAAUUACAGGAAGUCUAAAAGCUGCAGCCACGCCCCAGUUCUAAUUGAUGGCACUGAGGUGGAGCGUGUGCCCAGCGUCAAAUUCCUGGGUGUCUACAUCUCCGAGGAGCUUUCCUGGACCCUCAACACCUCAACCCUGGUCAAAAAGGCGCAGCAGUGCCUGUACUGUUUGAGGAGGCUGAAGAAGGCCCACCUGUCUCCCAAGAUCCUGGUGAACUUUUACCGCUGCACGGUCGAGAGCAUUCUGACUAACUGCGCCACAGUGUGGUUUGGCGGAUGCUCUGUGGCCGACCGGAAGGCCGUGCAACAGGUGGUGAAAACCGCCCAGCACAUCACUGGUGCCCAGCUCCCUGCCAUCGUAGACCUUCAGCGUAAGCGGUGUCUGCGUAGGGCGCGCAGCAUCAUCAGGGACCCUUCACAUCCAUACCACAAACUGUUUUCCCUCCUAUCAUCAGGCAGAAGCGGAGGGUCUAAUCUCCAGAUCCAGGGCUAUGAGCCCAUCCUGUCCCUGUUGCUGUUCACCAGUGCCCUGGCCCUCCACUCCAGACAGCUGGACCUCAAACUACGACUGGACUUCCUUUGGGCCACACAGGCAGAGGAGGAGCGGGACGGCAUGGAGAAGGUCAAGCUGGACAACAGGAGGAUUCUCUUCAACCUGCUUCCUGCUCAUGUGGCUCAACACUUCCUCCUGUCCAACCCCAGAAACAUGGAUCUGUAUUACCAGUCCUAUGCCCAAGUCGGAGUGCUGUUUGCUUCCAUCCCCAACUUCAAUGACUUCUACAUUGAGCUGGAUGGGAACAACAUGGGAGUGGAGUGUCUGAGACUACUCAAUGAAAUCAUCGCUGAUUUUGACGAGCUCAUGGAUAAAGAAUGCUAUAAGGACAUAGAGAAGAUCAAAACCAUAGGCAGCACCUAUAUGGCUGCUGUGGGUCUAGUCCCCACCAUCGGAACAAAGGACAAAAGAUCUGUCUAUGAUCACCUGAGCACAGUGGCAGAUUAUGCUAUUGAGAUGUUUGAUGUACUGGAUGAAAUCAACUACCAGUCAUACAACGACUUUGUCUUGAGAGUGGGUAUCAACGUGGGUCCGGUGGUGGCAGGGGUGAUCGGGGCCAGGAGGCCUCAGUAUGAUAUCUGGGGGAACACAGUGAACGUGGCCAGCCGCAUGGACAGCACCGGAGUACCUGGCAAGAUACAGGUAACAGAGGAUGUGUACCGGAUCCUGGGGGAUAACUAUGACCUGGUGUGCCGGGGCAAGGUCAGCGUGAAGGGUAAGGGUGAGAUGCUCACAUACUUCCUGGAGGGCAAGGUCCACAGCACUGGCUGUGCCCCCACGUCCUCCGUGGUGCGCUCUGCCAGCCUGAACCGCCGUGCACACUCCUGCGGAAAGGCCAGCGUUCCCACCAAACUGGGCAGCGUCAACUCUGUCGCCAGCUUCACCGUCCGGGCUAGCAUGGUUAGCCUCGGUGGCAUGGGUAACAGCAGCUCUAGCCCCAGUGUCAACGUCCACCCCACGCAAUGCUUACCCUCGCACUAUGUGCCUACUCUGGGAGAGGAGGAGGAAGAAGAGGAGACAGAGGUAGAUGUGGGAGGAGUGGCUGUGUAG